Messenger RNA from Rodentolepis nana, 2409 nucleotides. The record is from the annotation of a GenBank genome assembly. NCBI's taxonomy places the organism in Eukaryota, Metazoa, Platyhelminthes, Cestoda, Cyclophyllidea, Hymenolepididae.
AUGCAAAAAUUAAUGAGUAUAAAGCCAGAAUGCAUUGCUGUGAGUGUCAAAUUUCCAUAUAAUACUAUUAUGGAAAUAAAUGAUUUGCCUGAAGAUUUGCCACUUGAUUUACUUCGUCGUGUUGUCGCACGAGAAAGCGAUGUCAGUGUAAAUGAAGCGAAACUUUAUUUCAAUGGAGGUGAAAUUAAAAGCGGGGUUUCUCCGAAACGACUUUUUAAAGGAAUAAAUGGUAUUCCAGAGAUUGAGUGCCGAUUCAAUAGUUCUUCAAAAGCUACCAAAGUUCAUCUUGGAGAACGUGUUUGUAAAUAUUCUAGCACAGAUGAGAUCACUCUUUACAUUCAUAAAGGAGAAGAAAAGAACAAAGAUACUCAGCCCGAUUACCUUGAUUUGCAUUUGGAUAGUACAAAACAAAAAAAUGUUCUACAUGUCAUUGAAAUCGAAUGGAUGAAUAAUGGAAAGAAGAAACCGUUCCUCGGUGGCUAUCGUAGGAAAAUGGAUGGAGCUAUUUAUCAUAAUGCAACUGCUCAAACCAAGCCAAAAUUGCCUAAAAUUCCACCUGUACCCUUCUUUACAAGAGAUACGCAAACUUAUGAAGUGAAACAUGAGGAAAUAAACACAGUUGAAGUUUCCUCCACGGCAAUGCCAAAACCUGGAUUUUUUGUUACAAAUCUUAAUGAUAGAGUAAUUACACCAGGGGUAUAUGAAAGUUUUGAGGAGUAUCAGGCUCGGCUCAACCGAAGUGCUAUUAUAAUUCAAAAAUGGGUGAGGCGCUGGCUAGCCAAAAGAAGAGUAGCGCGUUUGAAGCAGCUGUUACAGGAAUAUAAUGAUUUUAUAUCACAAAAGGAGAGAAAAUACCUUCAAGACAAGAUUGACCGAGUUAAUCAGGAAUAUGAGAGGCGUGCUAACCCCCGAAAUCACUAUGAUAUUGAUAGGUUAUUCAAAGCCCUGGAGGAGUGGCGAUUGAAAGAAUUGGACAAAAUCCACCACAAUUCGGAGGAUAUUGUUAUUCUAAAGGCCAGAAUGGCUUUGUUGCUGGAUAAAGAGACUGAAUUUAUCAAAAUGAUUACAGAGAAACAGAACAAAUUAUCUGAAUGUGGAAGAAUGCUAAAAGAUAAGUGGCCUUUAGAAAAAGCCUCCCUUCCAAUGCAGUGGAUUUCUUCAAAGAAGGCAAUAAAUCUAGAGGCGUUUACACCAGCUAUACUAAAAGCACGUGAUCUUUUUGUGCUAUACGAGAAUCUUCGAAUGGAUUGCCUCACAAAGACCGAGCGUCUGGAUUUACUCCUUACAGUUAAAAAAUUUGCUGGCUCCUAUCCUUCAAAAGUUAGCUGCGAUCUGAUAGAUCUUAUAGAAAGGGAGACUGAAUUUAUGCUUCGUGGCAUCCCACCUUCUAUGUUAGCUGGUCUUCGUCAACGUGUGCUUCUGUCAUUUGUUGGGCUGUGUAAAAAUUCUGAAUUUAAUCCUGCUAUCGCCAAAUUCCUUCCCAUACCUGAUAAGAAGAUCCCUAACUCCCGAGCUCAAAUGUGGAGUGAUAUAUAUAAAUGCAUAUCCUGUGGCCGGUUUCUGAGAUCCAGAGCAUUUUAUUUUGGUUCCCGCUCAAGUACUGUUAAAAUGUGUAAAUUCUGUUGGAGACAAAGCAACCGUGGAAUCCGUCGACUUGAUUUAGAGCCCUACAAACGGAUACUUCAAGAUCUGCGAGACUCAGAAUCUGAAAUUCUUAUUAAAACCCAAAGAGAUAAUGCCAUUAAAAUGAGGCAACUGCAGUUAUUAGCAUUGGAUAGAGCUGUUGAGGAGCAAAUACGUAGACGAGAGACGCACGAUGACACUCCAGUGGAUGUGAAUACGCUUCUCAAUCUUGAAGGCGAGCUUCCACAACUUGAUAUAGAAAAAAUGACCAAUCACUUCGAACUUAUGGUCGAUAUUUCUGAUAUUUAUUACCUAGUAUCCGAUGUUUGGGAUGGCAAAUCCGCAUUUUCGGGUUGUUCAGAUCUCGAUGUGCUGAAAUUAUGCCGAUGGAAUGUUAGGCAACCUUGGGCACCUUGGAAUACUAUACUUCUCACAAAGAAAGAAGCCGAUCUACAUAUGGAAUUGAAAGAUAUCCCAUCAAAUGCCCUAUAUUCAGACACAUUGUUAGAACGAAUUCAGCAGAAAUUUGUUAUAGGUAGAAACGCCUUUAAGAUGUUAUGCAAAGUAGGCAAAUAUUUGAUAAAGGAGCCGUUUGAGUCAACAGGGCUGAAACCUGAAGAUGAAAAUUUGUAUUUACAACCACCAGAAAUUGUGAUUCCUUUUAUUAAAGGUGAAAAGAGAAUGUCGGAUUACGGAAUUGACACUUUAAAGGAAAUUUGGGAUCUUUCUGAAAUUGAAUUUAAGAACGAAAAGUAUCAUAGGAAGCUUGAUAAACAGAAUGUGUAG